Molecule: messenger RNA, 1541 nt
Organism: Egretta garzetta (little egret)
Lineage: Eukaryota; Metazoa; Chordata; Aves; Pelecaniformes; Ardeidae
Product: deoxyribodipyrimidine photo-lyase
Exons: 9
Coding region: 27-1541 (504 amino acids)
Biological process (GO): photoreactive repair
Molecular function (GO): deoxyribodipyrimidine photo-lyase activity
Source: RefSeq, a predicted model, not a curated record
GGGUGCUGGCCCGGGCAGUUGUAAGGAUGCGGCGGGGACAAGGGAAGCGAAAGAGCGAGGGGACGGAGCUGCCACCCGUGUCGCGGAGGAGGAGGAAAGAGGAGGAAGAGGAGGCGGUGCAGGAGGCCCGGCGGAGGGCGGCCCCAUCCGUGCGGGAGUUCAAGUACAACAAAAAGCGGGUUCGCCUCGUCUCGCAGGGCUCGGACCUGAAGGAUGGUGCUCGGUGCAUCCUUUACUGGAUGUCCCGGGACCAGCGGGUGCAAGAUAACUGGGCUUUCCUCUAUGCCCAGCGCCUGGCCCUCAAACAGGAGCUGCCUCUGCAUGUCUGCUUCUGUCUGGUGCCCAAAUUCCUGGAUGCCACCAUCCGCCAUUACGGCUUCAUGCUGAGGGGCCUGCAGGAGGUGGCUGAGGAGUGUGCAGAGCUUGACAUCCCCUUCCACUUGCUGCUGGGCUACGCCAAGGACGUGCUGCCUGCGUUCAUGGUGGAGCACGGCGUGGGCGGGCUGGUGACAGACUUCUGCCCCCUCCGCCUCCCCCGGCAGUGGGUGGAGGACGUCAGGGAGCGGUUGCCGGAGGAUGUGCCGUUUGCACAGGUUGAUGCCCACAACAUUGUGCCCUGCUGGAUCACCUCUCCCAAGCAGGAGUACAGCGCCAGGACCAUCCGGGGCAAGAUCCAUGCUCAGCUCCCCGAAUUCCUCACUGAGUUCCCCCCCGUUGUUCGUCACCCAUAUCCCCCUUCCUGCCAAGCACAGCCCAUCGCUUGGGAGGCCUGUUAUUCCAGCUUGCAGGUGGACCGCACUGUGAAGGAGGUGGAGUGGGCGACCCCUGGCACAGCUGCAGGGCUGGCUGUGCUGCAGUCCUUCAUCGCAGAGCGUCUGAAGUCCUUUGGCUCCCACCGGAAUGACCCCAACAAGGCAGCACUCAGCAACCUGUCCCCAUGGUUCCACUUUGGCCAGGUUUCUACCCAACGAGCCAUCCUGGAAGUGCAGAAGCACCGGGGCAAGUACAAGGAGUCGGUGGAUGCAUUCGUGGAAGAGGCCGUGGUGCGGCGGGAGCUGGCUGAAAACUUUUGCUACUACAAUGAUAACUACGACAGCGUGCAAGGUGCCUAUGACUGGGCGCAAACCACCCUGAAGCUCCACGCCAAAGACAAGAGGCCUUUUCUCUACAAGCUGCAGGAGCUGGAACAAGGGACCACACAUGACCCGCUCUGGAAUGCUGCCCAGCUCCAAAUGGUCCGGGAAGGCAAGAUGCAUGGCUUCCUACGGAUGUACUGGGCCAAGAAAAUCCUGGAGUGGACCCGCUCCCCCGAGGAGGCCCUGCAGUUUGCCAUCUACCUCAAUGACCGCUACGAGCUGGAUGGGAGGGACCCCAAUGGAUACGUAGGCUGCCUCUGGUCCAUCUGCGGCAUACACGACCAGGGCUGGGCAGAGCGGGCCGUCUUCGGGAAGAUCCGCUACAUGAACUACGCUGGCUGCAAGCGCAAGUUCGACGUGGGCCAGUUCGAGCGCCGCUACGCCCCCUGCACACUCUCCCAGUGA